AUGUUUGUCCAGCAAUGUUACUGUUGGUGUGUGACCAGUUCUGGACAGAAGAUCCCGGGUACUGAGACUCCACCAGGCAUUGCUCCAAUCAUAUGUUCCACCCAGAAUGGUACGAUACAACCCAAGACCCCAUGUGAGGAUGCUAGAGAUGCCGGGCCACAUGGCCAAGUUGGAGCCUACAUCCCCACGGGUGACGCCGCUGGACGAUACACCCCUGAGCAAUGUUGGGGCUCUACAGGUUACUGUUGGUAUGUGAACAGUUCUGGACAGAAGAUCCAGGGUACUGAGACUCCAACAGGCACUGCUAUCAACUGUUCUGCCAAGAUGAAAGGCGUUGGAAGUAAGAUGUAG
Messenger RNA from Oncorhynchus masou masou (cherry salmon), 351 nucleotides. Its product is annotated as saxiphilin-like. The transcript is spliced from 5 exons. Gene Ontology annotation, cellular component: basement membrane. NCBI's taxonomy places the organism in Eukaryota, Metazoa, Chordata, Actinopteri, Salmoniformes, Salmonidae. Gene Ontology annotation, biological process: cell-matrix adhesion. The coding region runs from base 1 to 351 and encodes 116 amino acids. The record is from RefSeq and is a predicted model, not a curated record.